AUGGAGGAUGUCAUCGCGUGUUUGGGAUUCACGCAAACGGAUAACCCACUUUCUCGCGCCAAAGAUCAUCCGAAGAUCGCACACGCAAUGGCGCAACUAGCCGUGGAGCAAGGGCCUGACUCCAUUACAGCAUCACAAAAGGAGGCGGCCGAACAGCUGAUGGACCUGGUGGUUGCGGAAGGUGCGGAGGACAAAGCAGUGGCGGAGGCGGCAGCGCAACUGCUGGCGAUGACGGCAGCGGACGACAAGAAGAAUCCUCACCUCAUGCAUGUGGACCGAUGGGUCUCCACGUGCUGCGGCGUGCUCAGUGAGUUAUCAGUGCGGAUGCUAUGUUAUCUGUGA
Molecule: messenger RNA, 342 nt
Organism: Closterium sp. Naga37s-1
Lineage: Eukaryota; Viridiplantae; Streptophyta; Zygnematophyceae; Desmidiales; Closteriaceae
Source: the annotation of a GenBank genome assembly